AUGAAGCUGCUUCUCCUGUUCCUAGCCAUCUUUCUGGCUGUGGAACCCGUGAUGUCAGCGGAGUGUUGGAGUCACGGACACUGCCGGUUGGUGUGCAACGAUGACGAGGAUCAUGUCUUACGCUGCGUAAAUCGCAAACGGUGCUGUGUCCCUAGUCGCUCUGUGACAAUGAAACCAAUAACAAUCGAUUACGUCCUUGACUGGACCACACCUACCGUGCCCACCACCGUCCCCACGACCRUCCGCAAAAGGAAGAAAAACAAAAAACAUGGCCGGGGUUGA
Messenger RNA from Urocitellus parryii (Arctic ground squirrel), 282 nucleotides. Its product is annotated as beta-defensin 121-like. The record is from RefSeq and is a predicted model, not a curated record. Gene Ontology annotation, biological process: innate immune response. Gene Ontology annotation, cellular component: extracellular region. Lineage: Eukaryota; Metazoa; Chordata; Mammalia; Rodentia; Sciuridae.